Molecule: messenger RNA, 4566 nt
Organism: Lachancea meyersii CBS 8951
Lineage: Eukaryota; Fungi; Ascomycota; Saccharomycetes; Saccharomycetales; Saccharomycetaceae
Source: the annotation of a GenBank genome assembly
AUGCCGUUGCGUGAGCUUCUCCUGCGUGUCUCAGACGCGGGAGAGCCGCUAGUGAGCUGCUCGUACGGGCAGGGCGUUUUAACGCUGCCCAGCUUGCCUCUUUCAGAGGCUUACGACGGGUCCCAGCCCUUGUUCACCAUCAAGCUGGUUAUAGCUGGUGGCUCGCCCCUGGCGCGCGACGGGUUGGUGUGGACGAAUUGCCCUACCAGCAGUAAGGCCGAAUUUGUGCGCGACCAGUUCACCAGAAACAAAAUCAACGCUACGUUCCACCAGGAUUCCCACGUCAAGAUCGAGGUGUUCACUCCCGGUGCGUUCUGUUUCUACUUCUCGUUCAAAAACGAACGCGACGAACUGGAAACCACCCGGCGCUUUUACUUCGUCUCGCUCCCUAGCCUCUAUGUCUCCGGCAAGCAUGUGCCGUUGAACUCUAUUGCCAUGCAGAGCGUAGUCUCCAAAUGGAUGGGGUCCAAUUGGGACCCUGUUUUCGAGGAAGUGGCCUCUAAAGGAUACAAUAUGAUACAUUUUACUCCGUUGCAAACAAGAGGGGAGUCGAACUCGCCCUACUCCAUCUACGAUCAGCUUGAGUUUGACCCAACCUAUUUUCCAAACAAUUUCCAAGACGUGCAAAAAAUGGUCGAAAAGCUGCACAAAAACUACGGUAUUCUCACACUGACCGACGUGGUUUUCAAUCACACCGCAAACAAUUCGCCCUGGCUCGCAGAGCAUCCAGACUCUGGAUACAACCAAAAGACAGCGCCUCACUUGACCAGUGCAAUUGAAUUGGAUGCCGCCCUUCUCCAGUUCAGCAAUGAACUUUCCAAGCUUGGACUACCUGUCGAAUUGCAUACCACCAAAGAUCUUUUUGCAAUCAUGGAUGGCAUCAAAGCGCAUGUGCUAACGUCUUUGAAACUUUGGGAGUUCUAUGUGGUGGACUCCGAUACCACACUAGAAGAUAUCGAUUCUUUCUGGGACCAGAUAUCGCAUGAGACCAUGGAGAUCCCCGACAAAGUGAAAAAUGAUAUGGUCGAAUUGUCAGCAUUCAUUCGCAAUAAUGCUGCUUCAGACAAUUUUGGUCAGUUGGGAGAACGGUUUUCUAAUAAACUAGACAGCAUUAAACUCGUUGCCAUCUUAAAGUCUCUUUACGGGCAAGACUUAAAUGAUGGGGUCAUUGAAGAGGCUCGCAAGAUCAUUGACGAAUUGAACUUGCCUCUAUAUCGAGAAUAUGACGAUGACGUAGGGGAUAUAUUGGAGCAACUGUUCAAUCGUAUCAAGUACAUGCGGCUUGACGAUCACGGCUUGAAGUUGGGCCUCAUCACGCCAGAAUCCCCUCUGAUUGAACCUUAUUUUACUCGCUUGACCGGAAGUGACGGCGAACAGUAUGCUCUAGCUAAUAAUGGGUGGAUCUGGAAUGGUGAUCCAUUAGUCGACUUUGCAUCCAACAAGUCCAAGGCCUAUUUAAGGCGUGAAGUAAUAGUUUGGGGUGACUGUGUCAAAUUGCGAUACGGGUCCAAACCUGAAGACUCGCCUUACCUCUGGGAAAGAAUGUCGAAAUAUGUGGAAGCAAGCGCUAAAUUGUUUGAUGGAUUUAGAAUUGACAACUGCCACUCCACGCCAUUACACGUUGGAGAAUACUAUCUGGAUCUUGCUCGAAAGUAUAAUCCGAACCUUUACGUUGUUGCCGAGCUGUUUUCAGGGUCUGAGACAAUGGAUUGUUUGUUCGUUGAAAGACUUGGAAUAUCUUCUUUGGUGAGGGAGGCCAUGCAGGCAUGGUCAGAAGAGGAGCUUUCCAGACUUGUCCACAGGCAUGGAGGCAGGCCAAUUGGCUCUUACAAGUUUCUACCUCUAGAUGAAUAUGCCUACCCGACUGAUGCUAACAACGAUAAUAUCAAAGAUAACAAAUUGGGCACCCAUCUCGAGGUUAAUAUCCCCAAAAUUUUGACUGCGACGCCUCCGCAUGCUUUGUUCAUGGAUUGUACUCACGACAACGAGACACCAAAUCAGAAACGGACAGUCGAAGACACUUUACCAAAUGCAGCACUCGUAAGUUUCUGUUCCUCUGCCGUGGGAUCCGUUUAUGGGUACGAUGAAUGUUUUCCACAUUUAUUAGAUGUGGUUGGAGAAUCAAGGACUUAUGAAGUCAAUCCCGGCACCGGAAUAUCAGAGAUCAAGACUCGCCUAAACAGCAUCAGAGAGCAAAUAGCCAGCGGCAGUGCUGAAAUAGAAGACUCCGAAAUGCACGUUCAUCAUGACGGUCAAUUCAUCACUUUUCAAAGAAACAACGCCAAGACAGGAAAAGGGUGGUUUUUAGUUGCGCGGACUAAGUUCAGUCAAAACUUAAGUGAGCAAAAGCUCCCAAAAGUCAUAUUUAAUGGUUCUCGGUGUGGGCUGGAUUUCGCGUACUCGCUCGUAAAAACUGGUGACGUAAAUCAGGACGACAAAUCAAUCAAGGGCAUCCCUACUAAACUUCAGAAAUUGACAAAUUUUGAUGUCCAGUAUAAUGAAAUGGCACAAGAGUCUUCUAUUGAAAUUAAUGGCGAUUUCCCUCCAGGCUCCAUUGCUGUCUUCAAGACACAGCAAAUUGGUGUCGACGAUACCUUAUUGGGGUUUUUACGUUCCGGUGCUCUGAAAGCUUCAGAAAAAUUGGAUCUGUAUUCACUAAAUUCUCUCUUGUUUCGUUGCGAUGCUGAGGAACGUGACAUGAGUGCAGGCACUGUCGGCUGCUACAACAUACCCAAUCAUGGCCCCUUGACCUAUUGUGGCCUUCAAGGGUGGGUUUCCGUCUUGAGACAUGUUAUAUUCUCUAAUGACCUUGCGCACCCACUGAGUGAAAACUUGCGCUCUGGUCGGUGGGCUUUAGACUAUGUGGUUCAGAGGCUUGACUUCUAUAAAGAGAAUGAAGGGGUUGCCGAAAUGCAAGAAUGGCUAUCCUCCCGUUUUGAAAGAGUUAAGCAUGUCCCAUCAUUCUUGGUUCCAACUUACUUCGCCUUGGUUAUUGGCACAGCUUAUCAGGCGUGUCGUUUCAGAGCACUCAAACAGAUGUCCGAAAAUUUUGGAAACUCUACGAGAUUUGUUCAAAGCUUGGCUUUGACGUCUGUGCAGAUGGUCUCAAAGAUGAAAUCGACGUCUCUUUUACCACAAGGGAAUGUCCCUUGUAUGGCCGCUGGGCUCCCUCAUUUUUCGACUAAUUACAUGCGUUGCUGGGGUAGGGAUGUUUUCAUUUCGUUGAGAGGUCUGCUACUUACAACUGGUCGUUACGAUGAUGCAAAGGAGCAUAUUCUGGCAUUUGCGAAAACAUUGAAGCAUGGUAUGAUUCCCAAUCUUUUAGAUGCUGGUCGGAACCCACGCUACAAUGCCCGUGACGCUGCGUGGUUCUUUUUGCAGUCCAUUCAAGAUUAUGUCGGUAUGGUACCAAAGGGAGAAAGCAUUCUGAAGGAGAAGGUGUCAAGACGUUUCCCUCUUGAUGAUACAUACAUUCCGGAGGAUGAUCCGAGGGCUUUUUCACACGAGUCAACUUUAGAAGAAGUGAUCUAUGAGAUUUUAGCGAGACAUGCCAAAGGCAUUAAGUAUCGCGAAGCUAAUGCGGGACCUAAUUUAGACCGGGUUAUGUCUGACAAGGGAUUUGACGUCGAAGUGAACGUGGAUUGGUCAACGGGACUAAUCAACGGCGGAUCUCAAUACAACUGCGGAACAUGGAUGGACAAAAUGGGAGAAAGUGAGAAGGCUGGUUCGAGCGGCGUACCGGGAACUCCGCGAGAUGGUGCUGCGGUUGAAAUCAACGGUCUUUUAAAAAGUGCUCUAAGAUUUGUUAUUGACUUGCAUAGCAAACAGCUUUUCAGUCAUGCAGAAGUUGAAAAAGCCGAUGGUAGCACAAUUAAACUGGCAGAAUGGGACAAGUUAUUGCAAGAAAACUUCGAGCGCAAGUUUUACAUACCCUUGACGCAAUCGGAGGACGGCAAUUUUGAUAUCGAUUCCAAUCUGGUUAAUCGACGCGGAAUCUACAAAGAUCUGUAUAAAUCUGGGAAGGCCUACGAGGAUUAUCAGCUAAGGCCUAAUUUUGCAAUUGCAAUGACGGUAGCUCCGGAGCUUUUCACACCCGAAAAGGCCGUGAAGGCUCUGCAAAAUGCAGACGCUAUCAUCCGCGGUCCCGUGGGUAUGCGGACUUUGGAUCCUAGCGACUAUAAUUAUCGUCCUUACUACAAUAACGGCGAAGACUCUGAAGACUUUGCAACAUCCAAGGGUCGUAAUUAUCACCAGGGCCCGGAAUGGGUUUGGUUGUAUGGAUAUUUCAUGCGUGCGUUUCAUUACUUCCAUUUGAUCGCCGACCCACAUUGCCAGAGCAAGGACGGGUGCCAUCCAUCAUCGUACUUGAUGCAACAGCUAUACGCCCGACUUGACGGUCAAAGACACGGGAUUUUCGGAAGCCCUUGGGCCGGUCUUACAGAACUCACCAACAAAGAUGGUUCAUUUUGUGGGGACAGCAGUCCUACCCAAGCCUGGAGCACAGGAUGUACCUUGGACUUUUUUUACGAUUUAUGGAAUGCCGAGAAAAAGGGCAUCAAACGAUAG